CCCGCGGCGGCCGCGGCGCUGCCCGGGCCGGGCCUCGCGGCGCUAGGGCGGGCCAGCCGCGCUAGGGCGGGCUGGCUCCCUCCGCGGGCGGGGGCGGCGGGCUGAGGGCGCGCGGAGCCUGCGGCGGCGGCGGCCCGGCGGGCGGAGCGGCGGGGGCAUGGCCGCGCGCGGCCGGCGCGCCUGGCUCAGCGUGCUGCUCGGGCUCGUCCUGGGCUUCGUGCUGGCCUCGCGGCUCGUCCUGCCCCGUGCUUCCGAGCUGAAGCGAGCGGGCCCAAGGCGCCGCGCCAGCCCCGAGGGCUGCCGGUCCGGGCAGGCGGCGGCUUCCCAGGCCGGCGGGGCGCGCGGCGAUGCGCGCGGGGCGCAGCUCUGGUCGCCCGGCUCGGACCCAGAUGGCGGCCCGCGCGACAGAAACUUUCUCUUCGUGGGAGUCAUGACCGCCCAGAAAUACCUGCAGACCCGCGCCGUGGCCGCCUACAGAACAUGGUCCAAGACAAUUCCUGGGAAAGUUCAGUUCUUCUCAAGUGAGGGUUCUGACACAUCUAUACCAAUUCCAGUAGUGCCACUACGGGGUGUGGAUGACUCCUACCCGCCCCAGAAGAAGUCCUUCAUGAUGCUCAAGUACAUGCACGACCACUACUUGGACAAGUAUGAAUGGUUUAUGAGAGCAGAUGAUGACGUGUACAUCAAAGGAGACCGUCUGGAGAAUUUCCUGAGGAGUUUGAAUAGCAGCGAGCCCCUCUUUCUUGGGCAGACAGGCCUGGGCACCACAGAAGAAAUGGGAAAACUGGCCCUUGAGCCUGGUGAGAACUUCUGCAUGGGGGGGCCUGGCGUGAUCAUGAGCCGGGAGGUACUUCGGAGAAUGGUGCCGCACAUUGGCAAGUGUCUCCGGGAGAUGUACACCACCCAUGAGGACGUGGAAGUGGGAAGAUGUGUCCGGAGGUUUGCAGGGGUGCAGUGUGUAUGGUCUUAUGAGAUGCAGCAGCUUUUUUAUGAGAAUUAUGAACAGAACAAAAAGGGGUACAUUAGAGAUCUCCAUAACAGUAAAAUUCACCAAGCUAUCACAUUACACCCCAACAAAAACCCACCCUACCAGUACAGGCUCCACAGCUACAUGCUCAGCCGCAAGAUCGCCGAGCUCCGCCAUCGCACAAUACAGCUGCACCGCGAGAUUGUCCUGAUGAGCAAAUACAGCAACACAGAAAUUCAUAAAGAGGACCUCCAGCUGGGAAUCCCGCCCUCCUUCAUGAGGUUUCAGCCCCGCCAGCGAGAGGAAAUUCUGGAAUGGGAGUUUCUGACUGGAAAAUACUUGUAUUCGGCAGUUGACGGCCAGCCCCCUCGAAGAGGAAUGGAUUCCGCUCAGAGGGAAGCCUUGGACGACAUUGUCAUGCAGGUCAUGGAGAUGAUCAAUGCCAACGCCAAGACCAGAGGGCGCAUCAUUGACUUCAAGGAGAUCCAGUACGGCUACCGCCGGGUAAACCCCAUGUACGGGGCUGAGUACAUCCUGGACCUGCUGCUUCUGUACAAAAAGCACAAAGGGAAGAAAAUGACAGUCCCUGUGAGAAGGCACGCGUAUUUACAGCAGACUUUCAGCAAGAUCCAGUUUGUGGAGCAUGAGGAGCUGGAUGCACAGGAGUUGGCCAAGAGAAUCAAUCAGGAAUCUGGAUCCUUGUCCUUUCUCUCAAACUCCCUGAAGAAGCUUGUCCCCUUUCAGCUCCCUGGGUCGAAGAAUGAGCACAAAGAACCCAAAGAUAAAAAGAUAAACAUACUGAUUCCUUUGUCUGGGCGUUUCGACAUGUUUGUGAGAUUUAUGGGAAACUUUGAGAAGACGUGUCUUAUCCCCAAUCAGAACGUCAAGCUCGUGGUUCUGCUUUUCAAUUCUGACUCCAACCCCGACAAGGCCAAACAAGUUGAACUGAUGAGAGAUUACCGCAUUAAGUACCCUAAAGCCGACAUGCAGAUUUUGCCUGUGUCUGGAGAGUUUUCAAGAGCCCUGGCCCUGGAGGUAGGCUCUUCCCAGUUUAACAAUGAAUCUUUGCUCUUCUUCUGCGACGUCGACCUCGUAUUUACUACAGAAUUCCUUCAGCGAUGUCGAGCAAAUACAGUUCUGGGCCAACAAAUAUAUUUUCCAAUCAUCUUCAGCCAGUAUGACCCAAAGAUUGUUUAUAGUGGGAAAGUUCCCAGUGACAACCAUUUUGCCUUUACUCAGAAAACUGGCUUCUGGAGAAACUAUGGGUUUGGCAUCACGUGUAUUUAUAAGGGAGAUCUUGUCCGAGCUGGCGGCUUUGAUGUUUCCAUCCAAGGCUGGGGGCUGGAGGAUGUGGACCUUUUCAACAAGGUUGUCCAGGCAGGUUUGAAGACGUUUAGGAGCCAAGAAGUAGGAGUAGUCCAUGUCCACCAUCCUGUCUUUUGUGAUCCCAAUCUUGACCCCAAACAGUACAAAAUGUGCUUGGGGUCCAAAGCAUCGACCUAUGGGUCCACACAGCAGCUGGCUGAGAUGUGGCUAGAAAAAAAUGAUCCAAGUUACAGUAAAAGCAGCAAUAAUAAUGGCUCAGUGAGGACAGCCUAAUGUCCAGCGUUGCUGGAAAAGACAUUUUUAAUUAUCUAAUUUAUUUUUCAAAAAUUUUUUGUAUGAUCAGUUUUUGAAGUCCGUAUACAAGGAUAUAUUUUACAAGUGGUUUUCUUACAUAGGACUCCUUUAAGAUUGAGCUUUCUGAACAAGAAUGUGAUCAAUGUUUGCCUUUGAACACAUCUUCUUGCUGAACAUUAUGUAGCAGACCUGCUUAACUCUGACUUGAAAUGUACCUGGUGAACAAAAUUUUUUACAGAAAUGUUGUCUUUUGAGACCCUUUGCGCCAGUCCUAUGGCAGAAAACGUGAACAUUCCUGCAAAGUAUUAUUGUAACAAAACACUGUAACUCUGGUAAAUGUUCUGUUGUGAUUGUUAACAUUCCACCGAUUCUA
Messenger RNA from Chlorocebus sabaeus (green monkey), 2960 nucleotides. It is a transcript of the gene CHSY1, whose product is annotated as chondroitin sulfate synthase 1. Gene Ontology annotation, cellular component: Golgi cisterna membrane. Lineage: Eukaryota; Metazoa; Chordata; Mammalia; Primates; Cercopithecidae. Gene Ontology annotation, molecular function: glucuronosyl-N-acetylgalactosaminyl-proteoglycan 4-beta-N-acetylgalactosaminyltransferase activity. The record is from RefSeq and is a predicted model, not a curated record.